AUGAGCUCGUCUUCAUCCUCGCGUAAACAGCGCAGAGGCAAGAGCAUUUCAAAGCUCGCUUACACGAACGCCGUCUAUUUCCCCAACGAGAGAAUAUACCAAGGCGACACACCAGGAGCGCUCAACUAUGGAUACACCAACCAUGUGUACUACGCUUUCGCAAAUGUUUCUCCGGAUGGUGGUGUUUUCUUGAGCGAUGAGUGGGCGGAUGCGGGGGCGCCGGUCGAUGGCGUCCAAGGGGGCCUCGGGUCUCUCAUGCAUCUCAAACAACAGUACCCGCAUCUACAGGUUGUCCUGUCCAUUGGCGGCGGCAGUUCCUCGGCCAUCUUUCCUGUCGUGGCCGCGAGCACUAUCUGCAGAGAUAAUUUUGCGCGCUCAGCAAAAGGAUUAGUUGAUGCGUCUGGCCUCGACGGCAUUGACAUUGUGUGGGAGUAUCCCUCAGACUCCCAGCAGGGCCACGACUUUCUGGCUCUGCUGGCGACAAUACGUCUCCAUCUACCAGAGGACCAAUACUUACUCACCGCUGCCCUGCCGGCGAGCAGAAUGGUGCUUCAGUACAUUCCGCUCCAGGCUUCGGCCGAGUAUCUCGAUUUCGUCAAUCUCAUGGCAUACGACUUCUUCGGCACGUGGACGCCAAAGAGCGGACAUCACUCCCAGUUGUACGCCCCUCAGAAGGACCAAGAAUCUGGCGCUACGGGCGUGCAGUACUUGAUCGCCAAGGGCGUGAAUCCCGGGAAGAUUCUCCUCGGCAUCCCGCUCUACGGGCGUAGUUUCCUGGGCGCAGCUGGGCCGGGCCACAAGUUCAGAGGGGGCGGUGGUGACAAUGGCACAUUCGAGUACAAGCAACUGCCGCGAAGCGGGACCAAGGAAACGAUUGAUAAGAAGUCCAUCUCGGCGCAGUGCAUCGGCGCGGAUGGAGGAUUCGUGAGCUAUGACAAUCCCGAGACCGUCAAGGUCAAGGCUCAGUUCUGCAAGCAAAAGGGGCUAGGGGGCCUCUUCUAUUGGAACGGACCGGCAGACGGCAAAGGGUCGCGCAGCCUUGUCGCGGCUGGCUUCCAAGCACUGCACUCUUCAUGAGGCCUCUGAGCGGCCCAACCUCGGGUUGAUCCCAUAGAUCCGCCCCGGCGGCCCUGGCUGGGGGGAAAGCAGGACAUUUGGGCUCUGUCGUGUAAACAAGCAUCGAGACUCGGACGCAAUGACCGGCACUGCGUUGAACUGGUGGGAUGAGUUUUCAAAAAGGAGGCUGGCCAUGGGAAUCUAUAGACGGACGGUUGCAAGGCGUUUUUUUUUCGGGCGGGGAUACCAGGCGGCGGCUCAUUAACAAGCGAAUCACAGCCACUUGGCUGCUGCACAUUGUUGCUUUGCUUUUGCGACAAACAUUGGUUAUGAGGGAGAAGCGCAUCGGGGCCACGGAAAGGGUACAGAUUUAUCUACCCUGUUUGGCAACAACAAUCCAGCGAAGUUAUAGAAGGAGAAAAAGAGCCAAAUCGAACGGGCCUGGAUUCAGGGGCCAUGUCA
Messenger RNA from Verticillium dahliae VdLs.17, 1518 nucleotides. Its product is annotated as chitinase. Gene Ontology annotation, molecular function: chitinase activity; chitin binding. The transcript is spliced from 4 exons. Bases 1 to 1077 code for a protein of 358 amino acids. Gene Ontology annotation, cellular component: extracellular region. Gene Ontology annotation, biological process: carbohydrate metabolic process; chitin catabolic process. Lineage: Eukaryota; Fungi; Ascomycota; Sordariomycetes; Glomerellales; Plectosphaerellaceae. The record is from RefSeq and is a predicted model, not a curated record.